Carica papaya (papaya) is the source of this 2097-nucleotide messenger RNA. Its product is annotated as protein BIG GRAIN 1-like A. Gene Ontology annotation, biological process: auxin-activated signaling pathway. The record is from RefSeq and is a predicted model, not a curated record. Lineage: Eukaryota; Viridiplantae; Streptophyta; Magnoliopsida; Brassicales; Caricaceae.
AGCCUGCAACUUUCCUCAGAACCCUCUUUCUCUCUCUCUCUCUCUCUGAAUUAAAGAGAAUCAAAUCAAUUACUCCUGUUUCUUCUUCCCAAUUGUACAGUGAGCAAGGAAAAGCAUCUGGGUAUUGCCUAGUUUUUUCAUUUGAGCACCUUCUGAUUCUAUCUUCCCUGCAGCUUUUUUGUUCCUCCAUUACCAGACACAAAAGGAAAUUGUUUCAAACCCUUUUCUUCUUCUCUCCUCCACUCAUUAUUACUCCCUCUGCAUUAUUUUGGUUCUUGUCGAAUUCUCUUACACACAUCGAAAUCAUGUACGGGUGGGAGAAAUCACUCGGAGAAAAUAGAUACAGACAAGAGAGGAGGAAACCCUCUUUCUCUUCGAGUCUUCUAGAUGAAAUCUAUCGUUCAAUCGAUGAUUGUGGAAGUGAUUUACAGGACUUGAAGUUUUACCCACACACAAUGCAAAAGAAACAGAGCAAAGUUACGACCAAAAGCAGUAGAAUUCCACGAAAGCAAGAAGAGGUUUCUGGGAAACGUAGAGCUUGCUUGGUUGAGAAAUGGGUGGAAGAGAAAGCGAAUGAAAAAUCCAUUGUUGCACGUCAGAGAGGCCAACUGUUGAAAAUUUUCGAGAGAGAAAAUCAUUACGAUCACGAUCACGAUCACGAUGCCUUGUUAUUUAGCUCCACUUCAAUCUCAUCAGAUUCAAGCUCUGGUGGGUUCUCAUCCUCCGACACAGAUUCCAUCUACGGUACAAGAUCUAGAGGUGGGACUAAGCCAAUCCGAAACAGCGUCUUGCCUCGCUCACAGAAAACAGAGUGUACUCUGUUUUAUCAACGAAGAGAGUUUCAGUUGUUGGACGAUCACGAUCCAAAGCAAGAAGAUGGUUUCAUCAAGUCAAAAUCCAGGGCUAUGAAGAUUUACAGUAAUCUCAAGAAGGUGAAGCAGCCGAUUUCCCCCGGCGGCCGCCUCGCCAGCUUCAUUAAUUCUCUUUUCAGUGCAGGAAGGUCCGCAAAGAGCUCAUCACCAUCAACAAUGAUGAGCUGCGAUGUAGAUAGAACCAUCCAUAGCAGACAAAGCAAAUCAGGUCAAAUCUCAACAUGUUCCUCUGCUUCUUCUUUUUCUCGGUCAUGCCUGAGCAAAAACUCGCCUUCUACAAGGGAGAAGCUGCGUAAUGGAGUUAAAAGAAGCGUUCGGUUUUACCCUGUUAGCAUCAUUGUAGACGAGGAUUGCAGACCCUGCGGCCAUAAAAGUCUGUAUAAAGAAGAAAACGAUGCGGGAGUAAUGUCCUUAUCAGUCCCAACUUCAUGGAAAAUCGGCAAGUCGCCGUCGAGGAAGAAGGAGGAAGAGCUGAAGUUAAUGGUGAUGGAGAAGAGCAGGAAAGUAGAGGAAAUGGCGAGGGAGUUAUUGAGAGACUACCAUCAUCACCAUCAUUGUCAUCAUCACCAUCGCCAUCACCAUCACCAUCACCAUCAUCAUUCAAAGAAGAACAGUUUGACAAUCUCCUCAAACGUUGGGGAUAAUUAUGAUGAUGAUGAUGCAGCCAGUGAUUCAAGCUCGGAUUUGUUCGAGCUUGAUCAUCUUUCAGUAAUUGGAAACAACAGGUAUGAUGAAGAACUUCCUGUGUAUGAAACUACCCACAUGGAUACUAAUCGUGCCAUUGCUAGUGGCUUGAUCCUGUAAUUUUGUUUUCUUUUAAUGUUAUAGAAAAGAAAAUUCAUCAUAGAAUAUUGGUUUUUUUAAGAUUCAUAUAAAAUUAGUGAUAGCUUGAACUGUAAACAAUCUAAUUAGAAAUGAGAGGGAAAAAGAAAAGGAGAGAAAUCUGGAGAUGGGAAAGUGAAGAUUUUAAUUGAAGGUGAGAGAAAGAAAAGAAAGAUUCUAGAUGGGAAUGAGAAGCAAAAUGGUAAAAGAGAAAGGGGCAGAUCUUCUUCAGCCAUGGGAAUAGAGAAAGUGGAAAACUUUGUUUUACUUUCUCUUCUCUUCAGAUUUGAUGUUGCAAAAGGGCCCCCUUCUCUUUUUCACCUGCUUAACCUAAUACCCCUCUGCCUCUUCCCCAUGCCAUGUACAACUUUCAUUUCCUCUUUACAUAUACAUAUAUAUAUAU